This is a messenger RNA of Oncorhynchus keta (chum salmon), 1786 nucleotides long. RefSeq names its product zinc finger protein ZFP2-like. Gene Ontology annotation, molecular function: DNA-binding transcription factor activity, RNA polymerase II-specific; RNA polymerase II transcription regulatory region sequence-specific DNA binding. Gene Ontology annotation, cellular component: nucleus. The coding region runs from base 1 to 708 and encodes 235 amino acids. NCBI's taxonomy places the organism in Eukaryota, Metazoa, Chordata, Actinopteri, Salmoniformes, Salmonidae. The record is from RefSeq and is a predicted model, not a curated record. Gene Ontology annotation, biological process: regulation of transcription by RNA polymerase II. The transcript has 3 exons.
AUGCACCAAAGUUUCACCUGUGCAGGAGGUCUUAAAGUACACCAAAGAAUCCAUACUGGAGAGAAGCCUUACAGCUGCCCAGAAUGUGGGAAGUGUUUUACUGCUUCUAACGCCUUCAAAUAUCAUUUGCGAAUUCAUACAGGGGAGCGGCCUUACCCCUGCCUUGAUUGUGGAAAGAGCUUCAACCAGUCAUGCAACCUGACGACACACAAGCUAACACACACUGGAGUGAAGCCUUACAGCUGUGAUCAGUGUGGGAAGAGCUUCAAUCAGGCAGUCCACCUGACCACACACAAGCUAACACACACUGGAGUAAAGCCUUACAGCUGUGAUCAGUGUGGAAAGCGCUUUGCUGUAUCUUCCACCCUGAAUAGACACCAGGGGACUCUCCUAACCGUCGCACUCUCAGUGGGAGGGGCUUAUCACGUUGCUGACGUGACAGAGAAGAGUCUCUCCAGAUCAGUACAUCUCAAUAAACACCAGCAGAGACGUACAGGGAAGAAACCUCACCACUGCUGCUCUGACUGUGGGAAGAAUUUCACAAGCCGAAGUGGCUUCAUUAUUCACCAGCGGAUUCACACCGAAAGAAACCGUACUGCUGCUCUCAGUGUGGGAAGUGUCCAGGAAGUCUUAAAGUACAACAAAGAAUCCGUACAGGAUUCAGAUGCUCAGAGUGUGGGAAGAGUUUCCCUACUUCUCAAACCUUAAAAUUGCAUCUGAGAAUUCAUACAGGGGAGAGGCCUUACCCCUGCCUUGAUUGUGGGAAAGCAUUGCUUAUACACUGGAGUGAAGCCUUAUAGCUGUGAUCAGUGUGGGAAGAGCUUCAUUCAGUCAGGCCACCUGACAAAACACAAGCUAACACACACACACAGGAGAAGCCUUAUAGCUGUGAUAAGUGUGGGAAGAGUUAUGCUGUAGCUUCCAUCCUGAAUAGACACCACACUGGAGAGACACCACACUGGAGGACUGUUGGAUAUAUGUGGGAAGAGCUUUGUUAAUUUAGGACCAAUGAGACAACACCAAAAAGCACAAACAUGGCUUAUUUCAUCUCCCAUCUAUCCAACACCAGUUCCAGAUCCCUUAAUAAAGGAUCAGUAGAAAACAUCUAGUGAACAGUCAUAUCCAUCUCCCAUUCUUAGACAGUUGCUUUAGUCUGAUCACCAUGGUAACCUCUGUGCAGCAUAAUAUGCAGCUCUGAUCUGUCUGAACCUGUGAUUGAUUAAAAUGCUCCUUUAAAAUGAUCAAUAAUACAUUGGAUAAUAAUAUCCAUGAGGUCCAGGUAAUAACUAUGCAUACUGUCUCUUGUAACAAUAGAUUUAUGUAAUAAAACUGGUAAAUGUAAUGUCUUGUUGGUUAAUAUGGUAACAUGUUGAAUUGUAGUAAUAAAUUACUCAAUUUAAAGUAAUAAGUUACAUUAUGUGAGUAACAACUUUUUUUAAUGAGUAAUGUAAUAAUUUCAACCGAUCAUGUAAUAACACCUAAACCAAUGUUUUAUGUGUUACCUCACUAAUGUUAAUGCACAUAUCACCCUCCACCAAUUACAAACCUAUGCACCUGUACUCACACACAAACACACACUCUUGUAUUUGUCACAUACACACGUUUAGCAGAUGUUAUUGCGGGUGUAGAAAUGCUUGUGUUCCCAGCUCCAACAGUGCAGUAAUAUCUAACAAAAUACAACAAUACUCACAAAUACAAAAGUAAAAUAUUGGAAUUCUUGAAAUGUACACACAUGUACAUUCAUACACAUACUUUGAUCAACAAAUAAUCUGAAUGAAUCUGCAGG